Messenger RNA from Misgurnus anguillicaudatus (oriental weatherfish), 4669 nucleotides. Its product is annotated as protein FAM181A-like. The record is from RefSeq and is a predicted model, not a curated record. Lineage: Eukaryota; Metazoa; Chordata; Actinopteri; Cypriniformes; Cobitidae.
CGCAGCAGCCGCUAUGAAAACGCCAGUAAAACUGACCAUUAUCAGCUUAGAUUGAAUUUCGUUGGCCUUAACAGUGACCCUAACAACUUGCCGAACAACCAGUAGUCUCUGGACAUUGGCAUGUGUUCAGACAUUGCUUUUCCUGACAUAUAUGUUUGUCUUGCCUAACACUAUUAAUCCAUCCCACCUUUGUAGAACACAACGCUUAUCUGGAUCAAUGGAUGUUUUUUAAUGAAGGCUCACUGACAGAACUUUGCAAUUACACAGAAUAAGAGUAUUCAUUGGUGUAUUUUUAUAGGAUUUUUUUAUCCAAACAUUUUUCAUACCUGACAUAUAUUUACUUCUCCUUUUUUGCAGUCUGGAAAAAGACAGCUCCAAAUUUUAGUUGAAUCUGUAGUCGAUCACACAACUACUUUUUCCAUUUUAGACAUGUUUUCCACGUUAUGUUAAUGCUGUCGCUCAGACUUUUUGCCACUCAGUUGGUGUAACCGCAGUCACUUUCGCCGAAGAUGAUGUCACGUGCAUACCCUCUAUAGAGUGAAUGAGGGCACAGGCAUAGAUGUCUGUGGGCACAGGAAGCUAUUUCUGACAGCCAUAGACUGAAAGCCAACGCAAAUUAAGAGAUGAACUUAGCAGUGCGUUGCUGCUGCUCUCUAGUGGCAGGCGGAUAUAAUGCAAACCCUGCUGGAAAAAAACAGCAUCAAACCAGCAUGGACCAGCAUUGGAAUUAUGCUGGUCUGUGCUGGUUUAGCUGGUUGUCACCAGCAUACCAGCACCAAAACAAAACAUAUUCUGGUCUUGCUGGUAUGAUCAGCAUGGGAUGCUGGUUUGGUGCUGGUUUAGCUGGUGCUAAUGCUGGUGCUGGUUUAGCUGGUGUUCACUAGCAAACCAGCACCAAAACACAACAUAUGCUGGUCUUGCUGGUAUGCUGUUUUUUUCAGCAGGGAACCUGUAGGAUUUGAGUGACUAUCAUGUUUCUUUAACAGAAAGUGACAUAUUAAGGUCUUAUUUGCAGUUCAACUUUGCCUUCAUCAGCUGGGGCCUCAUUUAUCAAAUGCUCUAUAGAAAACAUCCUAAAUUUGAUCUCACAAUUAUUUCUAAAGAGUGUGAAGUUUGAUUCAUUAAACGAACGUGCACACAGAACGCGCGUAUAGAUAUGAAAUCUGUAAACCGCAAAUGAUCUUGAACUUGUGUGCAGCUGAGCAGUUUCAGAUCUCUGCAUUUAAAUGAUGCCCAAUAAAUAUCAUUGACAUAUAAAAGAGCGCCUGUCAAUGUUUAAAUCCUUUUCGAAAAGCAUGGAGCAAUCGGAUAAGGAAAAGUGCGUACAUCUGCUCAGACCCAGACAUGGCGUUUUCCACGUCAAAGACAGUUUUAAUAAAUAUGGACUUUGCAGUGGAUUUUUGCAUAUGCACGCUUUAUGAUCAAAUCUAUGCAUACACACGCUUUAUAAAUGAGGCCCCAUGAUCUUUGCUUUUUUGAUAUUGACCUCUUAGCAUCACUUACAGGCUUUUUUAGGCUUUCAUUUUAAAUGAAACCGAUACAGUAUUCAAGUGUGCUGACAUGUCUACUUCUAAAAUGAUGGGUUCAAACUGAGUGUUUGUGCGUGCGUGCGUGUGUGUGUGUCUAAGCUUUCUCUUCUAAAAUAAUUUUAUGUGACUUAACCCAUCUGCCCAAAAGUUCAGUCAUCUAUCUUACUCACAGUGUCUUAGUGACAUCUCCAGGGGUUUAUUAGGCCAUCCUCUUCAUCGCCUUCUUUCACAGGCACUUCAAAAGAACAGAUCUGAGGCCUGUGCUAUUGUCUUACUGGCCUAUUGACACAGACAGUAGAGAAGCGUGGGCACAAGGGGACUGUGGACUUGGAUUAGAUGAUGAGGGACAGUCGCAUUUGCCCCUAAACACAUGAACUGCAUUGAAUAUUUACACUUAUCUUGUAGAGAUGAUACAGACCAUAAUUCAUUUGUAUGAUAUGAUGUAUCUAUGUACUUUUGUGCCAGUCAUACGGAAAUGUUAAUAUGUGACAGGGUUGUCUCGUCCAGAUCUGUUUUCCACAUCUGCGAGCGCGAGUUGCUUGACCGUUUGUUUCGCUUUAGAGUCCAGACAACUGAUCUUUCCAUCUAAAACUCCUCUGACAGGGGGAGGAGGCUGAGCAGGACGAUAGGUAGCCUUGCUCUCAAUGAGGAGCGGAGCUCAAUUAGCAUUUCACAAGUCCCCUUUUUCCUUUUCUAUUGCAACCUUCCCCGUGGUGCUCAUGCUUUUUGCGGGGAUUGUCCUGUUUCUGGCCCUUGUUGCCGUUGGCAGGGUGACAGUAUUCGAGUGUGCAAACUUGUGCUAUUGUCCCCAAGCCAGAAGGAGCCAUGGAGACCCCACUAAUAUGACACAGGAAAAUGUUUGCUGAUGGCAAUUCUAUGGGCUUUGUCUAACUCUUUCUCUUUCAUGACGACUCGAUUUAAGUCUCCAAAUGUUUGACUACAAAUGCAAGAGUGCUAUCCAGCUCCUCCGCCUUUGUCCCGAGUGGUUUGAAUGAGUAAUUCAGCUUUUGUGUCGCUCGAUUGAGGGGGCAAACAGAAAGACAAGAUUCUUGAGCGCUCAAGCCCCCUUUCCAUGGUUAUGCACCCAUCUCCUUAGUGCCCCUCCUCCCCCAAAAUCCCGCUUCUUCUGACAUGACAUCACUCUAAGGUAGAGAACUUAAGAUCAGUUUUCAAAAGUGACCCAAAGCGAGUCUUUAUUUAAGCCGCAUGUCUUCCUGCACCGACGAGGCAUGGCAGAACUCUCGUUCCUAAACCACAUUUGCCUAAAAAUUUUGCCUAAAUAGAAUUCUGUGAGCGUGGGGGUGUGAGACGAAGAAAUAUUGCAUCUGUUUGCGAUUUUCCCUAGAGAAUUUCCAUGACAACAAUUUGGGAUGGCAAAGAAUGCAACACCGGGGAUCUCGACGGCUCACUGGGGUGCAUUGUGAGCAAAAUAAGGUCGCUGAUUGGUUCAAGGAGAGCACCAUAACUGUCUACAGCGAGUCUGAAUUCAUUCAGCUUCAGCUGCUCUAGGAGCCACACGAGCUGGACGUCAUUUAUUUAAAAAUAUAGACAGAGUGUGCUUUACGAGAUGCAAAACAAGGAUAAUGCGCCAUUUGUGGACAUUAUGGUAAAUAUGGAUGAAGUCCCUUACAGGAGUGUCGAUAACAACACGCUUUUAACACAGAAGUUAGAUUUGUGUCAUUUGAAUGGAUGAGAUGGCAAACUCUGACAGCGAGGUCAAAACGCUUCUGAACUUCGUCAAUUUGGCAUCAAGCGACAUCAAGGCAGCGCUUGACAGAUCGGCACCCUGCAGACGCUCCGUGGACCACCGGAAAUACCUGCAGAAACAACUCAAGCGAUUCUCACAGAAAUACGCCAAAAUACCACGCUGUCAUUCACACAGAACGAGCGAGCCGUUGAAAAUAUCCCAGGAGAAAUCUGCUGCGUGCGGACACGAGGAAACUCGAUCCAGGGAUGUGCGAAGCUUGACUGACAGAAGAGAUUCGAGUUUUGAGGAAAAACAUCUGAACCUGGAUUUGAAUACGACCUCUGAGGAUGAACCGCGAUCGGGUCACGUGCCCAUGCGCAACAGGCAGCUGCCGGCGUCUUUCUGGAAGGAACCGCAUUGCUCCUCGGGCAGCCGAGAACAAUGGGAGCAUUUCCUUAAAAAUAAUACCAAUGGGACUGUACACAGCAGAUCUCCGGUACAGAACGGCGAGAGAAUAAAAAUGAUUUAUCAAGACUUAAAACCAGACCUGUUGUUGUCCAGUGAUGUGGAGCCGCUGAGGACUGUGGUGUGCGCGUGCUGUGCGCUUGAGUACCGAGGGCAUCACGCACGCUUUCUCGCGCCUCACGCUGACGCGCCGUUCAUCAGGAACAAAACUUCAGAGACAAAUAUCGAAAUAUCUCACAACUUUCUCGAUGGACUUCACAGCAACACCACACACGUGGUCGUCAAGCCGAUUCCCACUAAGCCAGCUGUUUCCUCUUCCAUUUUCAGUGUGUUUGGCUUUAUUUAGCUUCCUGUCAGAUAAGAGACUACUAACUUACUAUCAUUUAUUCACAAUAACGCACCGCUGUCACAUGCUAGGCUAGGUGAUCACAUUUUACACACGAGGGGCAGUGUUUAAAAUUUCCUCUCAAAGCACUUAAAAUACAAAAGUAGCAAGAAUAAGCGCGUGUUUGUAUGCUAUGAUUUUGAGAUUUUGUAUGGCUUUAGUUUGUAUGAUUUUUUGCAGGUUUUGUAAGGAUUCAAGUUAAACUAAACAAGUUAGGGUUAGCACACAUUGCCUUCCUUGAACACAAAACUCGUUUUCUGAUUGCUGUAUGGUAUCAAAGUGUGCUGCAUUUAAAUACAUAUGGUUUCACAGACAAGGCUUAGCUAAAGCCAGGACUAGGUCUCAGUUAAAUGAAGGUGUUUAAGUAUCUUUUAUAAACACGCCUUAGAAAAAUUUGUUACUGGUGUGUAUCUUGAGACAAAUCAAUGGCACUGGCAUGUUUUAAGAUUUCUCAGUGUAAGUUAUUUUCAUGUUUUAGUCUAGGACUAGCAUUAUGUCUUGUCUGUGAAACCGCGGGAUAAUGUCUUUAUUGUAACCAUGUAGAAAGUGAAUGUCACGUUGUUGAUUAGAGAUUUAUUUAUUACUUCUAUAGAUCUUUUUCUA